Molecule: messenger RNA, 513 nt
Organism: Kwoniella botswanensis
Lineage: Eukaryota; Fungi; Basidiomycota; Tremellomycetes; Tremellales; Cryptococcaceae
Exons: 4
Coding region: 1-513 (170 amino acids)
Cellular component (GO): mitochondrion
Source: RefSeq, a predicted model, not a curated record
AUGUUCAGACCAGCCCUCCUCAGGACCGCUCUCCCAGUGUCGAAACGAGCAGUAAAUGGCUCCCCAAUGAUAGUUCGAAUGGCCUCGAAUUCACCUAUAACCACCUCUGGCACACCUGACGUAGCUGAGACGUCUUAUAUCCCUAAUCGAUUAACACCAGGAGAAGAGAUUGAUCCUCAGUUGAACGGUUACCCACAAUUACCCUACGUAUCGAUCCAAGCUAGAGAACCAUUUGGAUGGUGGGACAGACAAGAGCGAAAGAACUUUGGUGAAGUUAUGCACGAAGAAGAAGAUGCUAUUGGUAUGUGGGGACCUGACGUCCACAAGACAUCACCUCAAAGUGCUUUAUUCCAGUUAUCAGUAGCAUUCUCCCUCAUAGGCCUAGCAUCUUACGUCUUAAUCAAGAACAGACCCGAGAGACCUGUAGCCCAACGAACAUACCCUUAUAACGGAUUAGAAAAGGAGUUGGGUGGACAAUCGUACGCUAGACCCGAGGAGGUCGACGAGGAGUAA